Messenger RNA from Erythranthe guttata (spotted monkey flower), 870 nucleotides. Lineage: Eukaryota; Viridiplantae; Streptophyta; Magnoliopsida; Lamiales; Phrymaceae. The record is from RefSeq and is a predicted model, not a curated record.
AUGGACAUUUCGGCGGCGAUGUUGAGGAGUGCCUGGUUGUCGUUCGCCUUCGUGCUGGCCGGACUCGAUCGGAAAGAAGAAGCAGUCGAUUUUGUUGUUGUGUCUGGUUUUGGUGGUACUGUUUUUUUCGGGUCGGGUUUUGGUGCUGGUUUCGGAUGUGGUGAAGUUGGAUCGGGUUUUGGUGCUGGUUUCGGGUUUGGCGAAGUUGGGUCGGGUUUUGGUGUUGGUUUUGGGUGUGGUGAAGUUGGGUCGGGUUUUGGUGCUGGUUUGGGAUUUGGUGCUGGUUUUGGUUGUGGUGAAGUUGGGUCGGGUUUUGUUUCUGGUUUCGAAUGUGGCGAAGUUGGGUCGGGUUUUGGUGCUGGUUUUGGAGUUGGUGCUGGCUUUGGGUGUGGUGAAGUUGGGUCGGGUUUUGUUUCUGGUUUCGAAUGUGGCGAAGUUGGGUCGGGUUUUGGUGCUGGUUUUGGAGUUGGUGCUGGUUUGGGGUGUGGUGAAGUUGGGUCGGGUUUUGUUUCUGGUUUUGAAUGUGGCGAAGUUGGGUCGGGCUUUGGUGCUGGUAUCGGGCUUGGCGAAGGUGUUGAGUUUGAUUUGGGUGCGGGUUUAAGGUGCGGCGAUGUAGAGUUUGAUUCGGGUCCUUCGGGUUUCGGGUUUGGUGCUGGCUUUGGGUGUGGCGAUGAUGUUGAAUUUAAUUGUGGUACUAAUGCUGCCGGGUUAAUUGUGAUUAAUAGUGGUUUUGUGAUUAAGUCAUCGGGUUGGUUUUUAUCUUGGGCAUUUGUUGCGGUAAUGAGAAGGAAGAAGAAACUCAAAUUAGUUAACAUCAAAACAAAUCUUGGACAAGUGUUCAUCUUGAAUUUGCUUAACAAUACUUUUUAA